Messenger RNA from Malus domestica (apple), 2320 nucleotides. RefSeq lists its product as uncharacterized. Lineage: Eukaryota; Viridiplantae; Streptophyta; Magnoliopsida; Rosales; Rosaceae. The record is from RefSeq and is a predicted model, not a curated record. Gene Ontology annotation, molecular function: protein binding.
UAUAGCCUACAGUUUCUGGUUGUGAUAGCUCUCUCACUUCGCCGAUGUGAGCUUUCGUGAUUGUGGCCAUGGAGCGGUUUGUUUAAUCUCGGACUUUGGAGCGGCGAUUAUUGUUUAGACCUAAGGUGCUGGUGUUUGUGGUUUGUGCACUUGUCAAAGAACUAUGAGAAGGAAACUAGACGUUUGGUGGAUGGGACUCAUAGCAAAGCUUGUUUGGUGGAUGAGACUCAUAGCAAAGCUUCUUUGCCGAUGAUUGCAAAUCAUCAGAGAUAGACAAAGAAAUAUUGAACGGGUGCUCUGAAGAAGCCCAAGACAGAGGAGGUGGAAAACACAGACGACGACGGCGGUGGCGGCAAACAAACAGCAAACAAGACGAAUAUGGCGGAAGAGGAGAACGGCUAUCCAGAUAGCAGGCAAGAGCAAGAAGAAGCCCUCGUCGCUCUGAUCGAGCAUCGCACCCGGGAAGUCCACCAUCUCCGCCAGCGCGUCAACUAUUACAAAACUCAGCUUGGAGAAACGGAGAAGAGGUUAACUGAUGCCGAAAUUAAGUUGGCUCGACUUCGACGCCAAGACAAAGUAGGGUCAACCAGGAGUUCUCCGGGUGGUGGAACGAGAAGUCCAAAGGUGGAGCGCAGAUCAACAAGUCCUAUACAUUUAAAUGAAGGUUCUAGACACCAGCAUCAAUCGAAAACAGAACUUUUCAUUCCUGCAGUCAGCUCAAAAGUUUCCCAUCCUACAAUGGUGGCAGGUUCUAGUGGGAAAAAUCCAGUUAAUUCUAGUGCUCAAGCAAGUCCAUCAGUUUCUUGUCAGUCUAUUAGUGCUAACAGAACGAAAGGCGACAAAUCGUAUAGAAAUUCUUCAAAGCAGGACGUUGAAGUUCAAGAUAAUGGGAAAAAACGGAAAUUUGAACAGAAAGAACACAAAGAAUUAGUCCCGUUGGUUCGCACUAGCUCUCAACCAUGUAAAAUCAACUGCUAUGCGAGCAGUCACAUCUCAAGUCAGCACAAGAGAAAGUUGAGAAGUCUUUCUUUGUGUCCAGUGAAUGAUCAGCUUUUUGUGACCAGUGCUUUGGAUGGAGUAGUCAACUUCUGGCAAGUUCAGUCCAAAGGGUCUAGUGCUUCUCGACUUAGUUCUACUGAUUGUGCAUCUCCAAACAGGAGAUGGCCAGAAGAUAUCGCCUGGCACCCUGAUGGAAACAGACUAUUUUCUGUGUAUAGUGCUGAUGGUGGCGACUCGCAAGUAUCAGUCCUAGAUUUAAAUAGAACACAAGGGAAAGGUCGUGUUACUUUCUUCAAAGAUAAGCCUCAUGUGAGAGGGAUCAUUAACAACAUAGUUUUCCCACCCUGGGAGGAUACCUGUUUUGUCACUGGUGGUAGUGAUCAUGCUGUUAUAAUCUGGAAAGAGGCUGAUGCGGAGAAUGUAUGGAAACCAAAGACACUGCAUAGGAAUAUGCACUCAUCUGCUGUUAUGGGAGUUGCCGGGAUGUUCCAAAAGCAGAUAAUACUAUCAGCCGGAGCAGACAAGAGAAUUGUUGGGUUUGACGCUAACACAGGAAGAGCAGAGUUUAAGCAUCAGAUAGAAAGUAAAUGCAUGAGUGUGUUGCCAAAUCCUUGCGACUUCAAUAUCUUCAUGGUUCAAUCAGGGACCCAUGAGAAGCAGCUCCGACUAUUUGAUAUCAGACUGAGGCAAACAGAGAUACAUGCUUUUGGGUGGAAGCAAGAGAGCAGUGAAUCUCAGUCAGCUCUGAUCAAUCAGGCUUGGUCUCCUGAUGGCUUAUACAUCUCAUCUGGUACGGCAGAUCCAUUGAUCCACAUAUUCGACAUCAGAUACAACGCCAACAAGCCUUCUCAAUCCAUAAGCGCUCAUCAGAAACGGGUUUUCAAAGCUGUAUGGCUCCACUCAUGCCCCCUUCUCAUUUCCAUAUCUUCUGAUUUGAACAUUGGUUUACACAAAACCACGUAGACGGUUAUAAAACGUUCCAGCUGACAGAUACUACUAGCCCGGAAGUGAAAUUCCCUAUCUGGUUCUCUGUUGUCCUCAUUUUACGUCGGUGCUCAAAGAUCUAUUACUUGUUUUCAAGAGUAACAACUUUCAUAGUGCAUUUUUGUAAGAGUCGAGCGUAGGCAUGCUGUCGAGAUGUCGGAGAAUUGUACGUAGUUUUUUCGACGGGACGGUGCUGAUAAGUGGAUUAGAGUAUAUUUUAGAUGCAAAUUUCUUUGAGGAAAUGGAGGACAUGAUGCUAAGUGUAUUUUUAAGUACGCAAUGGCUGCCUUCAUUUUCGAUGUGCUUCUGUGGAAAUCAAACGCUAACCUUCAUCUCA